Messenger RNA from Brachypodium distachyon (stiff brome), 1513 nucleotides. RefSeq lists its product as uncharacterized. The record is from RefSeq and is a predicted model, not a curated record. NCBI's taxonomy places the organism in Eukaryota, Viridiplantae, Streptophyta, Magnoliopsida, Poales, Poaceae. The transcript has 2 exons. Bases 680 to 1117 code for a protein of 145 amino acids.
GUACGCACGCACACCGGCAAUCUACUACUCUCCAUCGGCUCCAAUCGAUUCACUCGCCAGGCCCGGAAUUCUUUAUCCGCGCAACGCAAUUAUCUCCUUCGCUCAUGUGUUUGUUGCUUUGCAAGUUGGAUGCAUUUGAUCCCUGUGGGGCAGAGAGGCUGGCUGGAAGCGGAAGGAGGCCUGGCUGCGCUGCUUGCUUGCUUGGCUGCCAUCUUUAUCGGCUGGAUUCCUCGCUUCCUUUUGGGCUUCUCGGAGACCCACUCUCGCCUCCUCCUCCUCCUCCCCAUUCUCUCUCCGCCUCUGGUCCCCGGGGAGCAAGCAACCCUUUUUAGCGCAAGAUUCAAUCUGCUCCUGCUCUUCCUUCCUGCCGCUGUGCGCAGAUUUGCCCCCCUUUCUUGGCCGGGUUUCGUGCGUUCACGCGGUUCCUGGCCUGCGAGCAGUUAACGAGUUCUUGAUCCAUCCACCUUCUCCUCUGUUGUUAGUUGUGUGCGUGUGUGUGUUGUUCCGGGCCAAAGGCUGCUGCUUGCGGGGCAGGAUUUCGCGGGUCGCAUUCUGCUGGGUGCGCCUUCGAUCUGUUCCCCAAGUCAGAUUUGAUUGGCGUUGCGUGUUCGUGGGGGGAAUCUGUGGGUGGGAGUUCCGACUUGGCCGCUCCUGUGGUGUGCUCCCAUCCCCCACUUUGAUGAGGCUCUCGCACUGUGAGAGCUACUGCGCCUCCCCCCUCUGCUACAUCCCCUGCCUCCGGAAAUCCAAAGAUGCAGGCAGCGAUGCAGUCGUCUCUGCGGCACCGUGCUCGGCCGGCGUCGCGGCCGAGGACAAGCCGCCUCCGGUUCAGAAGAUUGAGGUGGCGGCGGCGGCGGCCGAGAAGAACGAUGAUGAGGACAAAAAGGUCGAAGAUUGCGAGAAGAAGGCAGUGCCGGCGGCCGCCGCAGCGCCCGCAAAAAGCAACCUUAAGAAGGCCAAUUGCGGCGACGGCGUGUGUGCUGCAAAAGGCAAUGUCAAGUGGCUUGAUUUGCUGGGAAAGGAUCUUACCGAGGUGAAGGAAUUCGAGCCAAGCGAAUCUGGAGACUCGAUGGACGAAGGGGACGGCAUCGCGGCAUGUGUCUGCGUCAUCCAAUGAAACCAAGAAGAAAUCUUCCCAGACGAAGAUGAUGCUCAUGUAAAUUCUGUGAAAAUUAAGGGGGGGUCUCGGUUCGAUGCCCAGCAUUUGUUGCCUGUACCAGUUUCACCAGUACAUGCCUCCUCCGUCCGUUCCAUAGCUGCGUAGAUGUAGAGGUCUUCUGCCCAUUUUUAUCAGUCUCAGGUCUCGGUGUUUGUGUGGUUGGUUGGGUCGCCGGUGUGGAGCUUUGUCUGCUGGAGUGAUACACCUGACGCUCUCUUGGUGAUGUAGUUCAGAGUAUUGCUUCUGUAAAGUUUCAAUACAAAGAUAUUCAGAGUCAGGCAUAGACCAUCUUGUAAUGUGUUGUUUACUUAGAAGAAGAAGAAAAAGAUGCACAUGCAUAUAUUGUUGGAAUCA